This is a messenger RNA of Beta vulgaris subsp. vulgaris (sugar beet), 1731 nucleotides long. Its product is annotated as probable serine/threonine-protein kinase PBL23. Gene Ontology annotation, biological process: protein phosphorylation. The record is from RefSeq and is a predicted model, not a curated record. The coding region runs from base 79 to 1206 and encodes 375 amino acids. Gene Ontology annotation, molecular function: ATP binding; protein kinase activity. NCBI's taxonomy places the organism in Eukaryota, Viridiplantae, Streptophyta, Magnoliopsida, Caryophyllales, Amaranthaceae. The transcript is spliced from 4 exons.
AAGACUAGUACAAUUCUGAAUAUCUAUUAUGAGUUAUGACAAUGCAAUACCCUUUUCUUAUCAUUUUUGUGUUUAUAUAUGUAUGUCAUAGGGAAGAAGAAGCAGCAGCAGAUGCUUGAAUCAGUUGCAGGCCACAAGAGUUCAGCUCAAACUUUCACAUUUAGACAAAUGGCUAACGCGACAAACAACUUCAGUAUCGAAAACCUCGUGGGUGAAGGUGGAUUUGGGAGGGUAUACAAAGGAUACAUUCCAGGUGUAGAAAAGGUUGUGGCUGUGAAGCAGCUUGACAGGAAUGGACAGCAAGGAAACAGAGAAUUCCUUUCUGAAGUUUUCAUGCUCAGCCUUGUUGAUCAUCCAAAUUUAGUCAAUCUGAUUGGAUAUUGUGCUGAUGGUGAUCAGAGAAUCUUGGUGUAUGAGUUUAUGGCGAAUGGAUCUGUGGAAGAUCACCUUCUAGAUCUUCCACCAAAUAAGGAGCCCUUGGAUUGGCAUACCAGGAUGAAGAUAGCCGAAGGAGCAGCAAAAGGACUCGAGUAUUUGCAUGAAACAAACAAGCCACAAGUGAUCUAUCGCGAUUUCAAAGCAUCAAACAUCCUAUUAGACGAGGAAUUUAAUUCUAAGCUCUCUGACUUUGGGCUAGCUAGGAUUGGUCCAACUGGGGACAAGGAACAUGUCUCGACUAGAGUCAUGGGCACUUAUGGAUAUUGUGCACCUGAGUACGCAAUGACUGGUCAACUCACCACAAAAUCAGAUGUUUAUAGCUUUGGAGUUGUGUUCCUUGAGCUUAUCUCAGGAAGGAGAGCCGUUGAUACUACUAAACCAACUGCUGAGCAAAAUCUGGUUUCUUGGGCAGAACCACUCUUCAAGGACAGGAAGAUGUUCACAAAAAUGGCUGACCCAUUGAUGGCAGACAAGUACCCUGUCAAAGGCUUAUAUCAAGCCCUUGCAGUGGCAGCUAUGUGUCUUCAGGAAGAAGCUAGCACACGACCUCUAAUAAGUGAUGUUGUAACAGCUCUCGAGUUUCUAGCAAAACCAGAAGAUGACCUUGGAAGCCCGAGAUCAGAUUCAAUCAUUAUAAGGGCUGUCGAAGCAGAAGACAUAGAGGGCGAACAAGAGGAACACCAUGAAGAAGAAGCAGAAGAUAAAAAGGAGGAACAUCAACAUGGAUAUGUGGUACAGCUAGGAACAUCACCCGAUCACAUGAUUUGAUGCAUGAACGCGUUCUACUCCUCCUGGAAAAGGUUGGGCAAUUCACCCAAACGGUUUGGUGGAGAACAAAAAGUUUAUCGACUCUAUUGUCCUUGCUAAUAAAAAAGCAACAUAUAAGUAGUAAGGGUAGUGGUACCAAUAUAUACUUCGUUAUCCAACAAACAGUUAUCUGGUUAGUGGUUUUCUUCCGAAACACAACUGGUCACCCCUUCCUCUGUCAGAGAAUUCUGGGUGAUGUAAAUUUUUUGAGGGAUAGGUUUUUGACCAUCCAAUGUAUUUAUAAUUAUGUAGAACUUGUAGAUUGUAGCAAAAGUUUCUCCCCUAUGACCAGAAGAAAUAGAUUCAAGGUCAAUUUAUUUUCUUUUUGAAAGGUCUUGUAUUUUAAGAAUGUAAGCACAGUGUCAGGUUGUCAAUUAUCAUAAAUCAAGAAUACUUGUUGAAAGGUCAUUCAACUUCAAAAGGUUGUUAAAAGAGAACCAUAUCAGAAUGUUUCUCUUCAACAUAGACCUGUCAAAUAAGUUGAUC